Cyphellophora europaea CBS 101466 is the source of this 1761-nucleotide messenger RNA. RefSeq lists its product as uncharacterized. Gene Ontology annotation, molecular function: protein binding. The transcript is spliced from 3 exons. NCBI's taxonomy places the organism in Eukaryota, Fungi, Ascomycota, Eurotiomycetes, Chaetothyriales, Cyphellophoraceae. The record is from RefSeq and is a predicted model, not a curated record. The coding region runs from base 1 to 1761 and encodes 586 amino acids.
AUGUCGUUGAAGCAGGAAAUCGAGACCUGGGUGCAGGCACUCAGUCACUACGACCAAACCGAGUACGAAGAAUCCUUGAGGGUCUUCGACAACAUUGCAGACACCUCCCGAAUAUUGUUUAAUUGCGGCGUUAUUCAUGCCACCAUCGGCGAGCAUGAGAAAGCCGUGGAGUGUUAUCAAAGAGCGAUCAAGCUAGAUCAAUACCUUGCUGUUGCAUACUUUCAACAGGGUGUCUCGAACUUUCUUCUGGGCGACUUCGAAGAAGCUCUCGCCAACUUCAACGACACAUUACUCUACUUACGCGGAAACACAUACAUUGACUAUGAUCAGCUGGGGCUUAAGUUCAAGCUAUAUUCUUGCGAAGUCCUUUUCAACCGUGGUCUGUGCUAUAUCUACUUGCAGCAAGAGGAACCUGGACUGCAGGACUUUGGCUAUGCCAGGAAAGAGAAGAUGACCCCGGACCACGAUGUGAUUGACGAUGCUAUCAAAGAGAAAGCAGAAGGCUACACGGUUUUCAGUAUCCCAGUAGGGGUUGUGUACAGGCCCAACGAAGCUAAGGUCAAGAAUUUGAAAACCAAGGACUACCUUGGCAAAGCCCGUUUGGUGGCGACCGCUGAUAGUGCCAACACUGGUGUCGGGUUUGCCGGUGCUGAGCGAGCGCAGGCACUGCAAAAGGCAGAUGCAGCCAAGGAUGAUCGACCCGCAGAGAAUAUCAGCUACGCUGCCACAAAUCUUGUCCAGAGAAGUCUUACAAGUCGAGUAGCUCGCGAGUCCAGUGCGCCACCUGUCAUGGGCCGCAACGUCUUUCCACCCACACCACCACCCGAGGCCGAGAAGCCUCGCAGUGGCAGUCGCAACAGUGGUGGAGCUCCCUCCAACCAGAACAAUCUGCCUAUGCGAUCGGCGUCCAUGCGCAACCCUCCCAGUAACAUGAUGCCGCCACCGCCACGAGGUCAGGGUGAGCCCAGGCCAGGCAUGCUUAGUCGAUCCCAAACGUUUGACAACAACGGAGGCUACGCCCGCCGGUCGGGCGAGCCUAAUAUGCCCUCGCCCAGAGCUAGCUAUGGAGAGCCCCAGUACAUGGAACGACCAAGAAUGGGGACUGUCCGCGGAGCUUCGGAACCACGAGGGGCGCGACAGCCAUACCCUUCUCGAUCGAUGUCAACCAGAGCACCGGCACCUGCGCCACUUUUUCGCGAGCAGCCUCGAGCACGCUUCGAACGAGAUCAAACCCAUGACACAGUCGAUGAUGUGUAUGGGCUUUAUGCUCAGUCUCGGUCGAGAGACAUUUACGGCGGACCCCGGGGUUCGCAGGCGCAAGGUAGCCCGUAUAUGCUUGACGAGGUUGACGAAGAUGAUUACGUUGAUGAUACAGAAGUCGGACCAGAGGAUAUGGCCGGAUUCGAACCCGUUUUCAAUAACCGAUCGCCACCUCAAUCUCGCAUGCAGCCUGCGAUGUCGGUCCGGCAGAAACGGGUGGAGAUGCGGAAAAUCCGUUGCAAAGUCCACGCAAAUGAAGACACUCGUUACAUCAUAAUGCAGGCCGAUGGACUCGUGGAUUUUGGUGAAUUUGAAAGCAAGAUCCGCGAGAAGUUUGCUGUCAAGAGUGCUCUCAAGAUCAAGAUGCGAGACAUAGAGGAUGGAGACAUGAUUACCAUGGGCGAUCAGGAUGAUCUCGACAUGCUUCUGCAGCACGUGAGAAGCCAAGCCAAGAUGGAGAAGAGUGAAAUGGGGAAGAUGGAGGUUUGGAUUAAGUAUUAG